Xylona heveae TC161 is the source of this 1501-nucleotide messenger RNA. RefSeq names its product putative glutamate-1-semialdehyde 2,1-aminomutase. Bases 100 to 1419 code for a protein of 439 amino acids. The record is from RefSeq and is a predicted model, not a curated record. Gene Ontology annotation, molecular function: pyridoxal phosphate binding; transaminase activity. NCBI's taxonomy places the organism in Eukaryota, Fungi, Ascomycota, Xylonomycetes, Xylonales, Xylonaceae. The transcript is spliced from 3 exons.
CCUCAUUGUUAUUUGACAAUUCUAAUUGGAACCCCAAAGGCCAAAAAACUCCUGUGGUUCGCGACUGGAAUUCUUGUUGUUGUUAUUUCUCUGCCAAUCAUGGCCAACAAAAAUGUUCAAGCAUUAGAUGAGAUUUUAGGCGCUGCGCGAGAGCAAUUCUCCGAGAGAUUACCAAAAUCAAGACAGCAGCAUGAAAACGCGGCCACAGUUCUGCCCGGUGGAAACACACGCUCUGUACUUUACACGGAGCCAUUUCCUAUCUGCAUGAAGAGAGGAGUGGGAAAUCGACUCUUUGAUAUCGAUGAAAACGAGUAUCUUGAUCUAGCUGGGGAGCUCACAGCGGGUCUCUACGGACACUCCCACUCAGUUAUUCGUGAAGCGAUUACCUCGACGUUAGAAAAUGUUGGUCUCUCACUAGGCGCCUCGAAUUUACUAGAGACUCAGCUUGCAAAGUUAAUAAUAGAAAGAUUCCCGUCCGUGGAAAGAAUACGUUUCUGUAAUUCGGGCACGGAAGCGAAUCUGUAUGCGCUUAGUGUUGCCCGAUACUUCACACGGAAAAGAAAGGUCCUCGUUUUUGAAGGAGGAUAUCACGGUGGGGUAUUGUCUUUUGCACAUGGAGUUGCGACAAAUACCGUUGACCCCCAGGAUUGGAUCGUUGGAAGAUACAACGAUGCCCAGGGAGUCAAGGCCCUCAUCGAAAACACUCCCGACCUUGCUGCAGUUCUUGUAGAAGCAAUGCAGGGUGCUGGAGGUUGCAUACCAGGAGAGCUUCAAUUUCUCCAAACUAUUCAAACUUGUGCGAAAGAGAAAGGAGUUGUUUUCAUUUUAGACGAGGUGAUGACAUCGCGUCUUUCCCCGGGCGGGCUCCAGUCCAGCCUUUCUUUAUCCCCGGACCUCACCACCAUGGGAAAAUACAUAGGCGGUGGCUUACCAUUUGGCGCGUUUGGAGGCAAAGAGGAGUUGAUGUCAACCUACGACCCACGCAUUGGCUCUAACCCUAGUCAUUCGGGUACCUUCAACAAUAAUACGCUGACGCUGGCUGCUGGAUACGCGGGACUUGCUCAUGUUUACACGCCCGACGUGAAUGUCAAGCUCAAUGCCAUGGGAGAUGGGUUUCGCGAGCGCCUGAACCAUGCGAUGCGUGGGACGAAAAUGGUUGUGACAGGAAUUGGAGCCGUCAUGACAAUUCAUUUCAUACCGUCUGGCGAAGCGGCAAAGAAAACUGGCAUUCAGCUGGAAGAAGAAAGCAUUAUAGAACUACGGGACUUGUUCUGGUUUUGGUGCGUUGAGAAAGGCUUUUGGUUUGUGCGCAGAGGGAUGGUAGCUUUGACUCUGGGUACUACUGAGGAAGAGCUGGAUAGCUUCGUUGGAACAGUCGAAUCUUUUAUCAAACACUAUGACAAGCUUGUAUUGGUAUAAUUUAUAUACUUUAUCACAGUAGCAUCCAUUUAUCUAGCAUAUAUUCAUGACAAAGUGCAUCAUUUAGCGAAUUGAUGGGGGC